Auxenochlorella protothecoides is the source of this 552-nucleotide messenger RNA. RefSeq names its product COP9 signalosome complex subunit 3. The coding region runs from base 1 to 552 and encodes 183 amino acids. NCBI's taxonomy places the organism in Eukaryota, Viridiplantae, Chlorophyta, Trebouxiophyceae, Chlorellales, Chlorellaceae. The transcript is spliced from 4 exons. Gene Ontology annotation, cellular component: COP9 signalosome. Gene Ontology annotation, biological process: ubiquitin-dependent protein catabolic process. The record is from RefSeq and is a predicted model, not a curated record.
AUGCAUGCAGUGGAUCCUUCCAAGACUGGUUCGACCAACCUGGAUGUGCUCCUCUACUGCUACUAUGGAGGGCUGGUGGAGACCACCAGGCGGCGCUACGCUUGCGCACUGUGGUUUUUUGAAUGUGCGCUCUCUGUGCCCUCGGGGGUGGUCAGCGCCGUCACCAUAGCAGCCGCCAAGAAGUGGAUGCUGUUGCAUGUCCUGCACAAGGCGAGUGUUGGUGUCCUCCCCAAGAGCGCGCCGCCCAUCCUCAGCCGCACCGUGAAGUCCGAGUGUGCCCUGUACCUGACUGCUGGCCGGCACCUGACAGCGGUGGGACCCCUCCCAGACCUUGCCUCCUGGCUGGAGACGUCGGCGCCUGCCUUCAUCCAGGUGCUGAAGCGCAUGGAGAGGGGGGACGGGAACUGGGGACUGCUGCAACUGGCGCUGCAGGCCUCCAAGGCGAGGGCGGUGCGCAGACUGACCAAGGUGUACACCACCAUCGCGUUUGAGAAGGCUGCAGAGCUGGUGAGGGCUCUUUUCCUCUGCCCAUGUCUUGUGAAGUGGAUGUGA